AUGCGAAGGGGGGCUUAUAGAAAUAGCGGGCCUAUGGGCUUAUCUCUAAAUGAUACCAUUGUAUCGAAUUCCGGCGAGCAAAUGGAGUGUGAUAUUCAAUCCCAAAAGUCCUGUGAACUUAACAAAUACAGAAGUUUAAUAAUUACAAAUCAUGCUGAGGGUAUGUCCUUAAAAUCGAGUGAGAACAUAACGGCCGAUCGUAGCGGCUCGAGCGGAGACCGCUGGGACCCCGCGGAACGCGGUAGCGGCGGGGGGAAGGACGCAUCGCUCCGAUCGCCGGCACCGACCGAAGCUAACCCGAGCGUAGACGUCAACGCAUUAAAUAAUAUACAGUCGGCGAAUACACUAUCCUUUGCCGAGGUUAUGAAUUCAGACGGCGAAUGGAAAUUGGUUCAGCGGCGGAAGCAUAAUACUAAGAUGUAUAGAUACCUCGAUUGGUUGAAAUAA
This is a messenger RNA of Danaus chrysippus (African queen), 447 nucleotides long. The record is from the annotation of a GenBank genome assembly. Lineage: Eukaryota; Metazoa; Arthropoda; Insecta; Lepidoptera; Nymphalidae.